AUGUUGACUCCAAUUCGUCGUCGUACUGCUUCCCUGCUUGUCUCCAAUACUGCUGCUGUUGUCGCUACCUCCAAACGGUCCAUUGCUUCAACCGUCGCUCGUUCUUUUACCAAUGAAGAACCCAGGUUUCAAUUCGAAAAGGCGCAUCAUCAAGUCGCUCCUUUGACAGACCCUACUCUCUACGCUCCACAAGGUCAUUUUGAUGCCUCAGCAUCCACCAAGGCUACUUUUACCCAUCCUUCUACCACGACGGCUAAUACUGCCUCUGUGACAACGGACACAGCCAACGCUAAUGAUACCAAUACCAUCUUUACUCCUUCUGUCAAUGCUGUAUUUGACGACUAA
Mycotypha africana is the source of this 345-nucleotide messenger RNA. RefSeq lists its product as uncharacterized. The transcript has a single exon. The coding region runs from base 1 to 345 and encodes 114 amino acids. NCBI's taxonomy places the organism in Eukaryota, Fungi, Mucoromycota, Mucoromycetes, Mucorales, Mycotyphaceae. The record is from RefSeq and is a predicted model, not a curated record.